UAUGGGUGCAAAAUGGGGAUUAGAAACUAAAUCUAGACCAUAGCCUACAGUAGGCCUACAAUCUAGACUUGCUCUGCAAAUUGUGUCUACCACAACCUGCAUCUUUGUAACCAACAACUGGAUACCAAAAGGAACAGGGCUCCGCUGUAGAAUCUCUGCUUGAUACAUUACAUAGAUACAUUACCAACAAUCAUUUCGGAGGCAGUGCGCAUGUGUGAGUUGACAGGGUUAACAGCCUGCAAAACACACUCUCGUAGAAUAUUUUUGCAGGGUAUAGAGAAGACUAAAAUCGUCAUGGAUGAUCCAUGGAUGGAGUGUAUGGACCACUGCAUUGCUGUCACAAAAGAGGCUGGGAAGAUGAUCCGUGAGGCGUUGCAAAAGGACAUCUCCAUCAUGCAGAAGAGUUCUCCUGUCGAUCUUGUCACAGAGACAGAUCAGAAGGUGGAAACUCUGAUAAUAUCAUCUAUUAAAAAGAAGUACCCGGACCACAGCUUCAUAGGAGAGGAGUCUGUUGCUGCAGGGGCACCCAGUAUUCUGACCGACAAUCCUACUUGGAUCAUUGACCCCAUCGAUGGAACAACCAACUUUGUUCACAGGUUUCCUUUUGUCUCUGUAUCAGUUGGUUUCACAGUGAACAAAGAGAUAGAAUUUGGAGUGGUCUACAGCUGUAUUGAGGAGAAGAUGUACACGGCUCGCAAAGGAAAAGGAGCAUUCUGCAAUGGACUCCCCAUCAAAGUGUCUGGCCAGGAAGAUAUCACCAAGUCCCUGGUGCUAACAGAAAUGGGCUUCAAAUCAGAUGCACAGAACUUUAGAACAAUGAUGACCAACAUGGAGUCUAUCCUCUCAAUCCCUGUGCAUGGGAUUCGGGCCCCAGGCAGUGCUGCUGUGAACAUGUGUUUGGUGGCAUGUGGAGCAGCGGAUGCCUACUAUCACAUUGGCAUCCAUUGCUGGGACAUGGCAGGGGGCGCAGCCAUCAUCAGAGAGGCAGGGGGAGUAAUCAUGGAUAUCACAGGAGGACCGUUUGACCUGAUGUCACGAAGGUUGAUCACAGCCAGCAGUAAGGCCAUAGCAGAGCACAUCUCUCAGAAAAUACAGCUAUUCCCAUGUGGAAGAGAUGACACAGAAAACUAGUACCCCCCCCCCCCCCCCCACACACACACACACACACACACACACACACACAUACACACACAUACACAUAUAAAGUAGGUCUAAUUUGAAUGAUGGCCAAAGUCUUAAGUCAAACUAGAGCUAAUUUAAGAGCUAAGCUACAGUACAUCAGAAUGUAACAACAUGGGCAGGACCUUAACAGCAAACAUUGCACUCAAUCAGCUGAAUGCCCUCACAUGCCACAUAGUUAUAGCUUAUGCUCGAGAGCUUUGCUUGUUGAUAGACUUUGCAAUUUGCCCACCGUUUAAAUUAGGGCCUAGUAUUUUGAAGUGCAAGGAAGUGUGCAUUUCCCUUGAUAAAGCCAUGUCUUGUUAGCCUUAACUGAAUUUCCAUAGUCUGAAGUGAACUAGCAGAUAAUGACUGUGUAAGACUGACACACAGUUGUAGGACUGUUGUCUUGUUUCUGAGUAUAUUGACUGCAAGAUAUGUUAGAACAAGUGGGAGACCUAAUCCAACAAGUCAAUUUAGCGCGGUUAAGUUCAAUUUUUAUCUUCCAUGUUCUUAUGUGCAGGCUAAGACAUUCUUAAAUGUUUACCUUCAGACGUUUCAACUGUUAGGGUGUCAUGACAAAUGUGUCACUGUAGAUCAUUUGUUUUUGUAAUUAUGCUGUAUCAAAAAUCACACUCCGAGUUUAUACCUCAUCAUUCUAGUUUGUAUAUGUGAUUAUGAAGCACUUUGUUGCACAGUAUCAUGAUGAAGUAAACCUUGUUUUAACUUGGUAUUGUUAUUGUUGGGGAUGUUUUGAUUACUGCUUACCAUGUCCUUUGUUGUGUUGCCAAAAUUAUAUUAAAGUCCCUUAAAGUUGCUUUAUUUAA
Molecule: messenger RNA, 1985 nt
Organism: Sardina pilchardus (European sardine)
Lineage: Eukaryota; Metazoa; Chordata; Actinopteri; Clupeiformes; Clupeidae
Product: inositol monophosphatase 1-like
Exons: 9
Coding region: 211-1131 (306 amino acids)
Biological process (GO): inositol metabolic process; phosphatidylinositol phosphate biosynthetic process; signal transduction
Molecular function (GO): inositol monophosphate 1-phosphatase activity
Source: RefSeq, a predicted model, not a curated record